Molecule: messenger RNA, 3861 nt
Organism: Xiphias gladius (swordfish)
Lineage: Eukaryota; Metazoa; Chordata; Actinopteri; Istiophoriformes; Xiphiidae
Gene: gpr37l1a
Product: G protein-coupled receptor 37 like 1a
Exons: 2
Coding region: 216-1889 (557 amino acids)
Biological process (GO): positive regulation of MAPK cascade; adenylate cyclase-inhibiting G protein-coupled receptor signaling pathway
Cellular component (GO): signaling receptor complex; plasma membrane
Molecular function (GO): G protein-coupled peptide receptor activity
Source: RefSeq, a predicted model, not a curated record
UUGGGACUGGUGAGUAACAGGUUUUGCUGAGACGGGCAGCAGAGUCGAAACUUCUCCAUCAGGACCGGAGCGAGGUCGGGACGCGAGACAAACAGUUUUAUGGACAGGUUUUACUUCAGGAGUGAAAUAUUUGUUGCGGCACAUGUCGGUGAAAGAGGCGGAUAACACGGACCAGUCACAUUCAGUUCAACGGUAAAAAAAUAAUAAUAAUAAUAAUGAGCCCGGUGUUUCUUUUGCUUCUCUUUCUGCGGACCGCGCAGCUCCGCCAUGUCCACUCAGACCCGGAAUUUCAGACGGGGUCCGCGCUGGAGGCGCAGCGGGCGGAGGAUGCUGGCGCGCCGCCUCCGGGCACAGAGGAGCCCCUCUCCCCGGAGAAGACUUCUCUAGACCGAGUUGAAACUUGGAGAGUCGCCCGAGGAGCCAAAGAUGGGAGUCCCGGGAGAAGAGACCCGCACUCCCCGAGCAGUUACGGGCAACCGCGCCGAUACGACGACCCGAGCAGGUACUUCACCACGCCGCGGGCCGACCGGUACACCUCUGCCCCGGCGGGCAACUCUUCGUCGGGUCGUGGGUCGGGGCUCCUCAACCCACUGUUCCCGGUCACCGACGGCGCCUACUGGGCGUACGCCGUCAUGCUGCUCGCGCUCGUGCUGUUCGCCGCGGGCAUCGUGGGGAACCUCGCGCUCAUGUGCAUCGUGUGGCACAACUUCUACCUGAAGAGCGCGUGGAACUGCAUCCUGGCGGGCCUGGCGUUCUGGGAUUUCCUCGUGCUGUUCUUCUGCCUCCCGGUGGUCGUCUUCCACGAGCUCACCUUGAAGAGGUUGCUAGGAGACCUGUCCUGUCGGCUCGUGCCCUACAUGGAGGUGACGUCUCUGGGAGUGGCCACGUUCAGUCUCUGUGCCCUGAGCAUCGAUCGCUUCCACGCAGCCACCGGCCCAGGGCCCCUUCGGGCUCCGAAGGUGGAGCCCUGCCAGUCCAUCCUGUCCAAGCUGUCCGUCAUCUGGGUGGGCUCCAUGGUGCUGGCUGCCCCCGAGCUGCUUCUGUGGCAGCUCCUCCAGGAAACUGUCAGCCUGCCGACGCUCCCCACUGACCCGCAGCAGGGCCAGCAGGGGGGCUCACUGAUGGCAGCGUUCAGAGCCGGAACAGAGGCGUUUAAGGUGGAUAUCUGUGUCCGGGAGCCGUCUGUGGAGCUCCCAGAGAGCAUCUACUCUCUGGUGCUGACCUACCACGAGGCCCGCAUGUGGUGGUUCUUCGGGUGUUACCUCUGUUUGCCUCUGCUCUUCACUCUGGCCUGCGACUUGGUGACGAGGCAAGUGUUAGCCCAGCGUCUGCUGCAGAGACCUGAGGGUGACAAGGUGAUCGGCAGAUGCUCCUCCUCCUCCUCUUCAUCCUCGUCCUCCACAAAGAAAAAGCAGCAGGUGAGGGAGCAGAGGCUGCGCUCCACUGUGAUGGGGCUCACCAUCUUGUACAUCACAUGCAACCUGCCGGAGAGCAUUUGUAACAUCACCCUGGCGUACAUCUCCAUCCCGGCGUCCGCCGUGCUCCCGGCUCUGGCCCUGCCAGCGCUUGGUUUGAUGGGACAGUUCCUGUUGUUUGUGCGAUGCUCGGCGACGCCGGUGUUGCUGCUGUGCCUGUGUCGCUCCCUGGGCCAGGCCUUCAUGGACUGCUGCUGCUGCUGCUGCGAAGAGUGCCUCCCCGACAGCAACUCCUCCUCAUCCUCCUCGGCCUCGGCCGUCGCCACCUCCACCCUCUCCUCAGCCGCAUCACCCUCUCCGUCCUCCCUGUCUCCUUCCAGCAAAGACGAGACGAUGAAGAGCGUGUUGUCGACAGGACCAGCGGUCUACGACAGGGUGAAAGACUCUUCAUCAGCUAUCGGGACGCCCUGCUGAGGCCCGGGACUGUCAGGCAUGAAACUUUAAAGGAUCAUUUAGAUUUAUUACAGCUUUGUUCUUAUUUUUAUAGUUUUGUCCAUCAUUUUCAUCUGUAAUAAGACAAGCCAAAAGUUUAUUCAGAUUACACUAUACGGCCAAAAGUAUAUUUCUUGGUUUAAGCUCCAAUGAAGGGACGUCUUUAUAAUACGGUAUACAGUGAAAUUUUAGACAACAGCUUGCUUCCAAUUCUGUGUCGACAGUUUGGUGAAAACCCCAACUUGAUUUUCGACACGGGCCCUGACCUCAACCACGUCCAGCACCUUCGGGGCGAACUGGAGCACCGACUGCGCACCAGACCUCAUCACCCAACAUCACUAAUGUUCUCGUGGCUGAGUGGGGUCGAAUCCCUGCAGCCAGGAUCCAAGAUCUGGUGGAAAGAACGAAAGCAGGGGAGUGGAGGUGGUUACAGUGGCAGAUUAAUGCCCAUGGUUUUGGAAUGACAUAAGUUCAACAUACAGUAUAUCACCCACAGUAUAUGGGGGUAAUGUUCGGGGGUCCAAAUACUUUGUCUGGGGGUUCACAUACUUUUGGCCCUGCAGUGUAUCUAAACCACUUUAUUUGGCGGUAAAGUUCGUUUUAUUGCUGGUGAAACGACAACUACAGUAGGUACGGAAGGUCAAAGAUGAAGCAGGAAGUGGGUUUGUGAGUGAACCUGUCUAAUUGUCUGACGGCCGGUGUUUGUCAGACUUCUUUUUAGUGAAAUGUUUGUUUUUAUUUCUCUUUGCCGUACUCCGGUCUCUCUCAUUGAGACGACCUGAUCAAGCAGAAGAAAUAUAGAUUUUUUUCCCCGAUCUCAGCUAUUACGUUAGUGAGUACAAUGUUCUUACAGCUGAUAAAAAUGAUGGACACAACUACAGAAAUAAAACCCAAGACGUAAAUAAACCGGAAUGAUCUUUUAAUCUCAGGCUGUAAACCAGAAACCUGUCUGAUUAGAGUUAGAUAACUAUACAGAAUAUAGAUUAUAAUUCUUAUAAAAAAGGAGUUUAGAUGGAUUUAAUCCCGUUAUCGAAGGACUCAUAAUAGUUUUGCAGUUUUUUUAUGCUACAUUUUACAUGUUGUAGUGAUUAAUAAUUGUCUAAUACUCAUUCAGGAUAUUAGUAUCGCCUGCUCUAAGUACUGAAUGAGAGAGAAACACUGGUUAGUUUGAGUUUGGGGGAUUUUCAGAUGGUUUUGUGGUUAAACUGAAGAUGAAGACAUACUGAGACUUUUGUCAGCGGACUGACAGACUGUUUGUGAACUGGUUUUUUUGUUUGUUUGUUUGUUUGUUUUUGUUUGUUUUUACGAUUUUGCUGUUGCUGCUGAUAUCAUGGCUCAUGGCCUGACUGAAAACCGUCUCUACAGAGGAUGUUUCAUUUAAGUAGUACACCGCAGUGUGUGAAACACAGGCGGUUACAUGGCUGAAACGUAUCCUGUGUAGACAGCAGGUUAAAAUUGCGGUGAGAGAUCAAUCAAAAUUUUCUAGUUACAUGAAACAAUUCAGUGUGAAGUUUGACCUUUUUUCACUUGUUUUUUUUUUAUUUUUGGUUUAUAAAGUUUAGAUUUUCUUCCAGAAAAACUGUUGCAUUACCUGUGACUAAUUCCCUCUCAUUGUAAUUUUUAAUGUCUGGUAUACACUUUAUUUACUCAUACAAACAUUAGAGCUGUCGAUGGAUGCUCUAUCUGUGUUAACGGAGCCUUUUUUAUACGUGCAUUUUUAUACGUGCAUUACGCAUCCAUUCAUGCAGCAUUUUUAUACAGGCUACAGAGCUUGAUUGGAUGUUAAUUGUUUAAUUGUACCAUGCAGUGCACCUGUGUGGAAGCAUCUGCAUUAGGGAUGUUUCUCUACUCAUUUAUUCAGGUUUUUCCUUUAAUUUGUCACCCGUCUGUACCUCGUUCCUCUGUGCCACGGAGCGCCGUUGUUGUCCGGAAAAUAUUAAAAACACACCAAUGA